AGGCUGUAGCCACACGAUUUCAAGUCGAGUGACGGGAUGGCGGUCGCCUGGAGGGAUGACGGCUCUUCUGCGGUGCAGAGCACCGGGCCGGAGCUGAAGAUCGGAGCCAAGGAGUCCAAAGGAUCCCCGGCCAACGCGCUGUACCCUACGGCCCUGGACUCUGGGUCCUACUUCGAGGUCACCUGCCAGGAGAUUGAGCACGGCAGCCCCUUCAUCGGCAUCGGCACGGAGGAGAAGUUCGGCGCCGGCUAUAGCUGCAAGGGCCUCUUCUAUGGCGGCCCGGGGAACUUGUCCGACGGCGGGGGGUGCCUGAAGAGCCAAUGGGGCGAGGACGUGAAGAAGGGCGAUGUGGUGGGGAUCUUGGUGCAGGUCAAGGACAGCAAGCUGACGAUGACGGUGUACCACAACGGACGAUGCCUGGGCCCAGCCUUUGAGGCCGCUUACUCCGGGAGCAAGAUCUACCCGGUGGUCCGCGCCAAGAGCGAGGGCGACAUCUUCCAGAUCGCCACACCGCCGGCGCCGUCGGCGCUGACGCGGGAGAAAGCGAAGGGAGGACAUCCAGCCGCCGGGAAGUGGACGCUGGACAAGCUCCUUGUGGGCCCUGAGCUCGGGGAGUCUUUCUUGGCAGCGAAGAUGAAGGGCGCCCCCCCCCCUUCCGUCACCGUGGAGGAGCAAGCCGGUGAGCUGCGCCUGAGCAUCAAAGUGGCCAACACCUUGAACUUCACCGCAACAUCCACGCCGGAUGCGUCCUUGGCGCCGUUUGAUGCCCUCACUGCUGGCCCAGGAAUGUCCACCAAGAUGCUGGGGCCGGAGGGUGCGAUGGAGGUAGAGAGCAAGAUCGAGGAAGCCAUGCCCACGAUCCAAAAGUGGCUUGCGAAGGAUGACACGCUGAUCAUCAGCGGACCUACCAUCGAGAUGACAUGUACCUUGUGUGCGGGUGCAGACAUCGUAACCGAUCAGACCAUUUAAAUAGAAUAAUGAUCGCAAUGACCGCAUUAGCUUGAUAGAUUCCAGGCCCCAAGAGCACUCACCAGGGACUUCUCCGGUAUUUUGGAGACAGGCUGGCGAUUUUCGACCGCAGCGUCUUGACGUAGGUCCAGCCUGGCCGGGUGAUUGUUACCUCUUGGCAGCUGAUUGAUUGCAACCAAGGCGAGCAAAAAACCAUUCUUCGCGCCUGAGCAUACGGCUGUCAUAUGGCAGGUCGAGUCACACAUCAGCCAAGCUGUUUCCCGGAAGGGGGAAGGGGUCUGCCACCAUUCCGUGUUUUCGUAUGAAUCUAUGAGGCUGUUUGCGACCGAUCAUCGGACAAUAUAUUUACCAGUCAUGGAUAAGAGGGUCCAAGCGGGUGUUGCAUUGUUGCAGUGUUGCAGCGCAUUCCAAAGCCACCCUGCUGCUUUGCAUCCAGGUCGCCACAUGAUCUUUCAUCACUUGGAAUACAU
This is a messenger RNA of Effrenium voratum, 1439 nucleotides long. The record is from the annotation of a GenBank genome assembly. Lineage: Eukaryota; Dinophyceae; Suessiales; Symbiodiniaceae.